Lathyrus oleraceus (garden pea) is the source of this 1433-nucleotide messenger RNA. RefSeq lists its product as uncharacterized. NCBI's taxonomy places the organism in Eukaryota, Viridiplantae, Streptophyta, Magnoliopsida, Fabales, Fabaceae. The record is from RefSeq and is a predicted model, not a curated record. The transcript has 2 exons. Bases 588 to 1370 code for a protein of 260 amino acids.
CUUCUGUUUGUAUAUUUGGUGCUUCAUUUGAACCAAUAUGGAUUGUUUUGUGCAUGAAUUGAACUUGAUGGAUGAUAUAAACAUGAGACCAAGGAUGUUUGCUCUUGUUUGAUGUUAAUUUGAUGUUGGAUGGUGGAUACCUUGCUGUUUUAACUUUUUUCUUGCUUUGGGACCCUAGGCUUGGCCUAGUGGUCUAGUUGCUAAUGUUUGCUUGGUUUUUCAGGAUCAAAAGCAUAAUGUACAUGGAGAAUGAUACAAGUUGAUUUUAAUUGAUGUUGUGGAUGUUUGUACACUAACAUAACAUUGUUUUGUAGGUGUUGGAGCUUGGGCUUAAGCCUUGAGCUUGCUUUGUGUUGUAUUGUUUAAACUGGUUAACUGUUUGUUGUUUACAGUUUGUCUGCUUGAGUACUGACUGAGUUUGAUUGUUUCCAGGUACUUUAGUUGCUCAGUUCCUUGUGAACUAUUGCUUUGCUUUGCUUUGCUUAAGCAACUUGCAUAGAGGAAUCAUUGCUCGCGCUCGUAGAGUUGUACCUUUGCACUCAACUCGUCCUCACAGAUACUUCACCAGACGCAAUACUCCCAGACUCAUGGAUCUUCCCAACACAGAUAUCCUCGAGCUGAAAGAGAGGAUGGGAGAGCUGAUCAGUGUCAUGCAAGAGUUCGCCUUGGGGCAGAAGGCGAUUGCCGAGAAGGUGGGGAGGAUUGAAGAUUGGCUGAAGAUGGGGAACAUGCAAGGAAAUGCUUCGUCAUCUGGACUGAAGAAAUCCUUUGGUAAUAACCAGCGCAAGGAUGAGGGUGAAUCGAGUGCUGUAUACGCCCAGAGAGGACACGGUAGGGGUCGUUACUACCAGCACACUGCUGCAGUAACCAUCCCUGCUGGUAAUCGGGCAGUCCGACAGCAACCUCAGACUAAUCCCCAGAAGAUACAGGGAGCUGGGAGUCAAGUGAAAGGAAAGGGGGUUGAUCGUCAUUUUGACAAGCCACCCAUGCCAUAUGCUGCUCUGUUUAAAAAGUUGAUGGAUCUGGGGAUGGUUCAGCCAAGGACGUUAGCUCCAUUGAGAGCAGAUCAGUGGCCACCAAACUAUAAUGAGAACGCCAGGUGUGAAUUUCAUUCUGGUACGCAGGGGCAUGACAUUGAGGGUUGUAGAGCCUUUAAGCAUACUGUUCAAGACCUGCUGGAGUCCAAGGCCCUCCAUUUUUCACUAUUGACAGAUGUUAAUGCUAAUCCCAUACCGGCGCAUGGUCAGGCGAUGGGGAAUGCAAUUACUGAAGAUUCAGAUCACACCCGGGCAGUGGGUAAAGAAGCUAACAGUGACUGGGAGAUUGAUCAAUGGAUAAGAUCGUGCGUACCAGGAAGCUGGAAGGCCUAAAAAGAUCAGCACUGACACUCAUCCUGAAGAGUAAUAGAUUCUUGUUUUCAGUUUAUUUGCAUG